Molecule: messenger RNA, 486 nt
Organism: Manis pentadactyla (Chinese pangolin)
Lineage: Eukaryota; Metazoa; Chordata; Mammalia; Pholidota; Manidae
Gene: HYPK
Product: huntingtin interacting protein K
Exons: 4
Coding region: 51-416 (121 amino acids)
Biological process (GO): protein stabilization; negative regulation of apoptotic process
Source: RefSeq, a predicted model, not a curated record
UCCGGAAGUCAUGGGGAGAGGGGCCUGAGCAGCGGCGCGUUGGGAUCGGUAUGGCUACUGAGGGGGACGUGGAGCUGGAAUUGGAGACCGAGACCAGUGGUCCUGAGCGGCCUCCCGAGAAGCCACGAAAGCAUGACAGUGGUGCGGCGGACCUGGAGCGAGUCACCGACUAUGCCGAGGAGAAAGAAAUCCAGAGUUCCAAUCUGGAGACGGCCAUGUCGGUGAUUGGAGACCGACGGUCCCGGGAGCAGAAAGCCAAACAGGAGAGGGAGAAGGAACUGGCAAAAGUUACCAUCAAGAAGGAAGAUCUGGAGCUGAUAAUGACAGAGAUGGAAAUCUCACGAGCAGCAGCAGAGCGGAGCUUGAGAGAACACAUGGGCAAUGUGGUAGAGGCCCUUAUUGCCCUAACCAACUGAUUUGUGCUUUCUCAGACCUACCCACUGGAUUUAUUUCAAUAAAGAUUUGGCCUUUUUUUUUUUUUUUUUU